CUGCCGAUCCUCCGUCAGCUUUGAGCUCCUGAAACACGGAACAGGACAUCAUUCCGCCUCCUCCUCUCCCCUCGUCUGUUUCUCGGACCUUUAAACUUUACAAGCAGGCUUCAACAUGUCUCAGAAGAUCAAGGCCGGCUCCGUGGUGGAGAUGCAGGGAGACGAAAUGACCCGGGUCAUCUGGGAGCUCAUCAAGGACAAACUCGUCUUCCCGUACCUGGAGCUCGACCUGCACAGCUACGACCUCGGUAUGGAGAACCGCGACGCCACAGACGACCGGGUGACGGUCGAGGCGGCGGAGGCGGUCCGUCGUUACAACGUGGGCGUGAAGUGCGCCACCAUCACGCCGGACGAGAAGCGCGUGGAGGAGUUCAAGCUCAAGCAGAUGUGGCGUUCCCCCAACGGAACCAUCCGUAACAUCCUGGGAGGAACCGUGUUCAGAGAGGCCAUCCUCUGCAAGAACAUCCCCCGCCUGGUGCCCGGCUGGAUCAAACCCAUCAUCAUCGGCAGGCACGCCCACGGAGACCAGUACAAAGCCACAGACUUUGUGGUGCCCGGUCCUGGGAAAGUGGAGAUGACCUACACGCCCGCAAACGGAGAGCCAGUUAAAUAUGUCAUCCAUGAGUUUCAGGGCACAGGCGGCGUUGCCAUGGGGAUGUACAACACAGACAGCUCCAUAAAGGACUUUGCACACAGCUCCUUCCAAAUGGCUCUGUCCAAGAGCUGGGCUCUGUACCUCAGCACCAAGAACACCAUCCUGAAGAAGUACGACGGGCGCUUCAAAGACAUCUUCCAGGAGAUCUACGAGAAGGAAUACCGCGCUCAGUUUGAAGCUAAAGGCAUCUGGUACGAGCACCGUCUGAUUGAUGACAUGGUGGCUCAGGCCAUGAAAUCUGAGGGAGGCUUCAUCUGGGCGUGCAAGAACUACGAUGGAGACGUCCAGUCUGACUCUGUCGCACAAGGUUACGGCUCUCUGGGUAUGAUGACCAGCGUGCUGAUUUGUCCUGAUGGACGCACAGUGGAGUCGGAGGCCGCACACGGCACCGUGACACGCCAUUACAGGCAGCAUCAGCAGGGGAAAGAGACCUCCACCAAUCCCAUCGCCUCCAUCUUUGCAUGGACGCGGGGUCUGCUCCACCGGGCGAAGCUGGACAGCAAUACAGAGCUGCGAGUGUUCGCCGAGGCUCUGGAGGCCGUUUGUAUCGAGACCAUCGAGGCCGGUUUCAUGACCAAGGAUCUGGCUAUCUGCAUCAAAGGCCUGCCACACGUGACUCGUGCCGACUACUUGAACACCUUUGAGUUCAUCGACAAACUGGCAGAGAACCUGAAGAUGAAGCUAGCCAACCAGCCCAAACUGUGAUCUCUCCUCUCAGCUUCAACAGAUAUAUAAAAAAAAAAAAACACGGAUACACACACAUUCUAACACAUGCACACAGAGACAUCCACACCAACACAGGAAUCAAGGCUGGAGCUUGGAGGAGCCUGCUGUGACUCCAGGAGAUCUACAGACUGAAACCGGGUCGUUCCCUGACUCAUCGUGUAGUGUGCCUUUUUCAAGAAGGAAGGAGAACAGCGGCCAUCUUUCCUGCUAAUGUUUCACUAGAACACCUGAUGGCUCGGUGAGCUUGUGUUCCCUGAUUGCACUCGGCCCCUGCAGUGUGUGUGUCGUCAGUAUUUGUUGGUGAUCUGUGCUCGACAGGGGACGGACUCUGUCAGAGGGAUCCUUCAGACCCUCGCUGCCUUACUCGUUUUGUGUCACAGUCGUGCGUUCAUCCUCGUCUCUUUCUUUGUCUUGUGAUUUCUUUUUAAAAA
Messenger RNA from Labrus bergylta (ballan wrasse), 1812 nucleotides. RefSeq names its product isocitrate dehydrogenase (NADP(+)) 1 (gene idh1). Lineage: Eukaryota; Metazoa; Chordata; Actinopteri; Labriformes; Labridae. Gene Ontology annotation, biological process: NADP+ metabolic process; isocitrate metabolic process. The record is from RefSeq and is a predicted model, not a curated record. Gene Ontology annotation, molecular function: NAD binding; isocitrate dehydrogenase (NADP+) activity; magnesium ion binding. Gene Ontology annotation, cellular component: mitochondrion; peroxisome; cytosol.